This is a messenger RNA of Mercurialis annua (annual mercury), 1625 nucleotides long. Its product is annotated as cytochrome P450 94A2-like. The coding region runs from base 26 to 1552 and encodes 508 amino acids. The transcript has a single exon. Gene Ontology annotation, molecular function: oxidoreductase activity, acting on paired donors, with incorporation or reduction of molecular oxygen; heme binding; iron ion binding. The record is from RefSeq and is a predicted model, not a curated record. NCBI's taxonomy places the organism in Eukaryota, Viridiplantae, Streptophyta, Magnoliopsida, Malpighiales, Euphorbiaceae.
UAUCUAAAAUUAUCAAACACUGUCCAUGUCUGCAAUUCAAUUUCUUCUCUCUCUCUUCAUUCUCAUUCUCUCUCUACUUUUCAUCUACUUCACACUCAAAAAACAUGAAUCUUCCAACAAAUCUAACUCAACCCUAAUCCCUAAAUCCUACCCUUUAAUCGGUUCUUCAUUUGCCAUCAAAGCAAACUCCGACCGGCGAGUUCAAUGGACUUCAGACAUUCUCCAAACCUUAUCUUCUCCAACUUUUGUCCUCCACCGUCCGAUGGGCAGCCGUCAAAUCUUCACGGCGGAUCCCGACAACGUCCAACAUAUACUCAAGACUCAUUUCCAUCUCUACGGUAAAGGACCCGUUAGCCGUCACACUCUGUUUGACUUUCUCGGUAACGGGAUUUUCAACGCUGACGGUGACACGUGGAAGUUUCAGAGACAAGUUGCUAGCCAUGAGUUUAGUACGAAAUCUCUCCGGAAAUUCGUCGAGACCGUCGUGGAUACGGAAAUCAAUGAAAGAUUGGUGCCAAUUCUGGCGGAAGCUGCCGUGAGUGGAACGGUUCUUGAUUUCCAAGACGUUCUUCAGAGAUUUGCUUUUGAUAAUGUUUGCAAGAUUGCUUUCGGGUAUGACCCUGCUUAUUUAUCGCCGGGGCUACCGCCGGCGCCGUUUGCGGAGGCGUUUGAAGAGAGUGUUAUGAUUAUUAGCGACAGAUUCAACCGCGCAUUUCCGAUCAUAUGGAAGAUUAAAAAGAUUUUAGGUAUUGGAUCGGAGAAACGACUGAAAGAAACUAUGUCUCAAGUACGUGAUUUUGCUAUGAAAAUGGUGCAAGAUAAAAAACAAGAACUGAUCGAAACAAAUUCAAGAACUGAUGAUUCCGUUGAUCUUUUAUCAAGAUUCUUGAACUCCGGUAUUUCCGAUGAGACAUUCGUCACCGACGUUGUUAUCAGCUUUAUACUAGCUGGCCGUGAUACUACUUCAGCGGCUUUAACUUGGUUUUUCUGGUUAAUCUUUCGAAACCCUAAUAUUGAAACCAAUAUUCUUCAAGAAAUUCAAGAAAUUAACAACCUAGAGGAAAAUAUUUUUGAAGAAGCGAAGCAUAUGAUGUACACGCAUGCUUCUUUAUGCGAGACCAUGAGGCUGUAUCCUCCGGUACCUGUGGACUCCAAAACGGCAAAAGGGGACGACGUUUGGCCAGAUGGGACUCCGGUGAGGAAGGGAGAUAGAGUGACGUAUCAUCCUUACGCUAUGGGUAGGCUGGAGAAGCUUUGGGGUGCUGAUUGGGCUGAUUUUAAGCCGGAGAGAUGGCUCCGGCAAGAAGAUGAGAAACGGAGCUUUGUUGGAAGAGACCCUUUCAGUUACCCGGUGUUUCAAGCCGGACCGAGAGUUUGUUUGGGUAAAGAAAUGGCGUUUUUGCAAAUGAAGAGAGUGGUUGCCGGAGUUUUGAGCCGGUUUAAGAUUGUUCCGGCCGAUGGACAUGAGUUUGAGCCGGUUUUUAUUGCUUAUCUUACUAAUAAGAUGAAGGGUGGGUUUCCGGUUAGGGUUGAAGAAAGAAAUAAGAAUUAAGAAAUUAUAAAAGGUUGAUUCUGUAUACUUUCAAAAAAGAACAAAAGAUUUAAGUAAUAAUUUGCUCUUUCAA